Molecule: messenger RNA, 5579 nt
Organism: Neolamprologus brichardi
Lineage: Eukaryota; Metazoa; Chordata; Actinopteri; Cichliformes; Cichlidae
Source: RefSeq, a predicted model, not a curated record
CCCGCCCGGCUGCUGGAUCGAUCCUCCCCUCUUCAGUAGCUGGAUCGUCAGCCCGGAUGCCGAUCAGCACCGCUAUUCUACCGCAACAGAUGUCUGAGGGCUCGCCAGCUGAGUAGAGGACUUCCCUCUCUGCCCGUGCUUUCCACCUGCAACCAUGAAUGGUGGAGCCAGUGUGUGGGCCAUUACUCCGGAGGAGAGGGCGAAACAUGACAAACAGUUUGAGACCCUCUCCCCCGUCCUCGGUUACAUCUCAGGAGAACAAGCAAGAAAAUUCUUCCUGCAGUCCGGCCUGCCUGCUUCUGUCCUGGCUGAGAUUUGGAACUUAGCCGACAUGGACAGUGAUGGGAAAAUGGACAAACUGGAGUUUUCCAUUGCUAUGAAGCUCAUCAAACUUAAACUUCAAGGACGCAACUUGCCCUCCGCUUUGCCAGUCGUCAUGAAGCAGCCUCCUGCUUCCAAUUGCGGUUCAACCAUCGCUUCCUCAGCACGAUUUGGAAUGGGUUCUAUGCCAAACUUGUCAAUUGGUCUGUCAUCCAUGUCAGCUAUGUCAGCUAUGUCAGCCAUGCCCAUCCUCACACCCAUCCCAGUUAACCCCCCCAUGCCCUCAAUGCAACCCCUGUUGCCAACGCCUGUGACUCUGCCACUUAUCGCCCCGCUUGGAAACUGUGGGCUCCACAACGGCACCCUCCUCACCCCACCACUCGUUCCUAACAACGCAGGACUUCCUCUCUCUGGCUUCUCCUCUCCUAUGGCCUUCUCCCCGUCCACUGGCAUGUCAAAGGCCAACUCUCUACUCGACCUGGGAUCGAGCAGUUCCAAUUCCUCCUCCACCACAUCUUUGGCCAGUAACUCCCCAAAGAUGGGCGCAAGUGAUUGGGCCGUUUCCCAGGCCUCAAGACUCAAGUACCGUCAGCAGUUCAACACACUAGACAAGCUCAUGACCGGCUACUUAUCAGGACCUCAGGUUAGAAAUGCACUGAUGGCAUCAAAUCUGACGCAGACUCAGUUAGCUACCAUCUGGACCUUGGCAGAUGUGGAUAAGGAUGGCCAGCUGCAGGCUGAUGAGUUCAUUCUGGCCAUGCACCUGGUGGACAUGGCUAAGACGGGCCGCCCUCUACCACUCACUCUGCCACAAGACCUAGUACCACCCUCUCUGAGAGGAGGAAUUAAAUCCAAUGAGCUUGUUAAUGGAACAGGGCCCUACAUAACUCCCUGUUUAAUAGACACAGCAGAGAUAGAACCUGCUCAAAAGAACAAGAGCAGCGUGUCCUUUGAGGACAAGCUGAAGGAGAACUUUGCAAAGGGAAGCGCAGAGCUGGAGAAACGACGUCUAGCUCUUGAGGAGCAGCAGAAAAAGGAGAAGGAGAAGAGAGAGAGGGAGGAGAGAGAGGCUCAAGAACGGAGGGAGAGGGAGGCCAGGGAGCUGGAGAACCGGAGGAGGCUGGAGGAGGAGAGGCGGCUGGAGAGGCAGAUAGAAAUGGAGCGACAAAGGGAAGAGGAGAGGCUGAGAGAGCUGGAGAGGAAGGAGGAGUGGCAGAGGAAGCUCUCACAGCUGGUUCCAGAACAACAGAGACUGUGUGAGAAGCUGCAAAACAUCAGCCUCAACAAACUCCCGUCUGUGACUUUGACCUCCCUGACCGGGACUGUGACGGAGAAGACUGUAAACUGCCGGAGGCUGAAGGACCAGCUUGACAUCCUGGAAAGGGAAACGACAGACAAACUGACGCAGAUGGAGCAGUACAAUAAGGAGCUUAAGCUAGGGGAUAUGGACGACUGUGUCCUCCGAGGCCUUCUGUCUCUGCUGGCCUGCCUCAGCCAGCUCUUCCUUCUCAUCAAGGAGCUGAGGGAGAAGCAGGUGAGGCAGCAGGCUGUUCUGGACGACCUGCACAGAGUCAAAGAGGAGAAAUUGAGGGAGCUCCAGAGACGCCGCGAGGAGGAGGAGAGAGAAAGGAGGAGGAGAGAGGAAGAAGAAGAGGCGGCCAGACAGGCAAAGCUGGAGCAAGAAAAGAGAGAGCAGGAGCGGAGGGAACAAGAGAAGAGGGAGAGAGAGGAAGAGGAGGCACGGCAGAGGAGGCUUCUGGAGGAGCAGAGGGCCAGACAGAGGGAAGAGGAAGAGAGAGAGGCACAGGCUCGCCACCGGGCAGCCCAGGAGAAAGCACAAGAAGAGGAGAGAAGAAGGAGAGAGGAGGAGGAGGCAGAGGCGGAGAAGAAGAGGAGGGAGGCCGAAGAGGAGAAGAGACAGAAAGAGGUUGAGGAGGAGAAGAGGAGGAAAGAAGAGCAGGAAAUGGGGCAGCAGUUGGCACCCAAGCUAACCACCUACAGAGCCCUGUACUCCUUUGUUGCUCGCAACGCAGAUGAGCUGAGUGUAGACGCAGACUGUCUCAUAGAGGUGGAUGAGCACACGGUCGGUGAGCCUGGCUGGUUGUGCGGAAGUUACCGCGGAAACAGGGGCUGGUUCCCCCAGAGUUACGCUGAGAAAUGUCUGACCCCUGCCUCGACUCAAAGGGGUCCCACUUCACCUGGAAAAAUGUCCUGUCUGCCACCACCACUAAACACAAGACACCCCGAUGUGGUGGAAAAAGGUGACAGCCCUCUUCCUGUCCAAUCUGAUGCUUCACAGUCCUCCGUUCCUCUGCUCGCUCGGGCCCUCUCGUCAUGGUCAGCCACUUCAGAAACCCACCUCAGCCUUUCAGGCGGUUCGGCGACAGACGUCAUCACCACACUGCUCAGCUUCUCGCAGGGAGACAUCAUCAGCGUGCUGCAGCAGAGGGAAGAUUGGUGGCUGGGGCAGAUCAACGGGAUGCAGGGAUGGUUCCCCAAAAGUUACGUCGCUUUGGAGACGGCUGGCAAUACAGAUGUGGAUGCGUUGGACACAGCUGAUUCAGUUCAACUAGAAGAAUACGUAGCCUUGUAUACAUAUGAGAGCCCAGAGGUGGGGGACUUGACGUUUGUCGAGGGGGAUGUUGUUUUGGUGUUGGAGAAAGAAGGAGAGUGGUGGCGAGGAUGCAUUGGGGACCAGACAGGGCUCUUUCCCUCCAACUAUGUCCGACCUGUAGAACUGCCAGAGGCAUCAAAACCUGGAGGUCCAACCAAGAAACCUGAGGUUGCGCAGGCAGUCACCACCACUGGGACCUCAACGAUGCAUCAGCUUCGCCUGUCUCCGGGGCAACUGAUCGUGGUCCUGGCCAAGAACUCCACCGGCUGGUGGCUCGGGGAACUGCAAGCUCGGGGGAAAAAGCGGCAGAGAGGCUGGUUUCAUUCCUCUCACGUUAAGCUCCUGGGUCCCUCCAGUAGCAAGUCUUCCCCCUCUCCUCUGCCAGUAUGCCAAGUUAUUGCAAUGUAUGACUACACGGCUGCCAAUCAGGACGAGCUGAGUUUCUCCAAGGGUCAGCUGAUCAACAUCCUCGACAAGACCAACCCCGACUGGUGGAAAGGAGAAGCCAACGGGGUAACAGGAUUGCUGCCCACCAAUUAUGUCAAGAUGACAACAGAAUCAGACCCCAGCCAGCAAUGUACAGUAGAUUCCUUAUCCAUGUCAGACCAUGGAACCACUGAUGGGUGUGCUGACCUGAUGACGCUCGACACAAUGACCCCUCAGGAGAGAAAAAGGCAGGGUUACAUUCACGAGCUCAUCCAGACCGAGGAGACCUAUGUCGAGGAUCUUGAGCUAGUGCUAGAGGUCUUCUACAAGCCCAUGUCCGAGUCAGGCCGUUUAACUGAAGCUGAGAUGGCAGUUAUCUUUGUUAACUGGAGGGAACUGAUUAUGUGCAACUCCAAAUUGCUCAAAGCCCUGCGUGUCCGUAAAAAGACAGGAGGAGAGAACAUGCCCGUUCAGCUAAUAGGAGACCUGCUGGCGUCGGAGCUCGCACACAUGCAGCCGUACAUUCGCUUCUGCUCCUGCCAGCUCAACGCCGCAGCCCUGCUGCAGAGCAAGACCCACAACCAGCCUGACUUUAAAGACUUCCUCAAAAAGAUUGCAACUAACUACCGCUGUAAAGGAAUGCCGCUGUCCAGCUUCCUCCUCAAGCCCAUGCAGAGGAUUACACGUUACCCUCUACUCAUCAAAAAUAUCUUGGAGCACACCCCAGAUGGCCACGCAGACCGAGGCCCUCUCCGAGAAGCUCUGGAGCAAGCCGAGGAGCUGUGCUCUCAGGUCAAUGAGGGGGUUCGGGAGAAGGAGAACUCAGACAGGCUCGAAUGGAUACAGAGCCACAUGCAGUGUGAGGGGCCCAUAGAGCACUUGGUCUUCAACUCGCUGACUAAUUGCCUCGGGCCUCGUAAGUUGCUCCACAGCGGUCGGCUGUACAAGACCAAAAGCAGCAGAGAGCUUUGGGCUUUCCUCUUCAGUGAUUUCCUCCUCCUCACACACAGUGCCAAACCCUUCUCCUCCUCAGGAUCUGACAAGUUAUUCAGCCCCAAAACAAGCAUACAGCUCAAGAUGUACAAAACGCCUCUCUUCCUGAACGAGGUAUUGGUGAAAAUGCCACCCGACCCGUCCAGCGACGAGCCGCUGUUCCACGUCUCGCACAUCGAUCGCGUCUACACUCUCAAAACCGAGACCCUGAACGAGAGGGCAGCGUGGGUCCAGAAAAUCAAAGCAGCAUCUGAACAUUUCAUAGAGACGGAGAAGAAAAAGAGAGAGAAGGCUUACCAAGCACGCUCUCUAAAGUCCAGCGGAAUCGGCCGGCUGCUGGUAACAGUCAUUGAAGCCCAGGAGCUCAAGGCCUGUAAGCCCAACGGUAAGAGUAAUCCUUACUGUGAGCUGACAAUGGGAGCUCAGUGCUACACAUCUCGACCAAUCAGCGACACUCUGAGCCCAAAGUGGAAUUUUAACUGCCAGUUUUUCAUCAAAGACCUCUACCAGGAUGUCCUCUGCGUCACCGUGUCCGAGAAAGAUCAGUUCUCACCAGAUGAUUUUCUCGGCCGCGUUGAAGUUCCCGUGGCAACGAUAAAGAAAGAGAUGGAGAGCAAAGGAGCAGCAACCCGUCGCCUUCUGCUGCACGAAGUCCCUACUGGAGAAGUUCACGUCAAACUAGACCUACAGCUUUACGAGCCAACCAAAUGAGGAAAAUACAUCUGAAUACUCCAUUAGGCACACACACCACUUAAUUUCCUAGUAAUGAAGGACCAUUAAAGUGCCUUUUUUAUGCUCUUGCACAUUACGCAAUAAUGGGGAUUUUACUGUCCCUGCUUGUUCCACUGACCCUGAGCUUUUCAGCGACCUCAAACGAUCCAAAACACGGAGAUGAUUGCCAAUAUUUUCUUAAUCGCCAGUCAGAAAUGGAAAGUAACAAACGGGACUCAACGUUUCACCGGAUUUUUACAUUUCAGUUUCGAUUUGUAAAUUCUUUUUUUUUUCCGGCGCACUGCUAAUUAAAGAAUAUAACAACAUAUCAGCCAGUUACACACACGUGUGGACAGUCGCACACUGUCUCACGUAUCUUUAUAUUACAACUGCUGCACACUGCUGUAUAAUGUAAUGUCAAUGGUUAGCCUUAUGGUGUAAGCUUGAGGUUUCAUGGCAAGUACGCCAUUAAAUCCCGAAAACGGCACCGGCAUGAAUAAAAUGUAUGUACAGU